Molecule: messenger RNA, 825 nt
Organism: Spodoptera littoralis (African cotton leafworm)
Lineage: Eukaryota; Metazoa; Arthropoda; Insecta; Lepidoptera; Noctuidae
Source: the annotation of a GenBank genome assembly
AUGCUCGGUAUACUACAACGUGCCCGCUACGUCUCCUGGCUGGUGGUAGCUAAUGAAGCCUUCACCCAUGUCACCUACUUAUUGAUGCCUUUCUUGUUCACCGUUUUUGGAAACGAUCGAUAUUUGCCCACAACACCUGGCGAAACUUAUGGAUUAAGUCCGAAAUACGAGACACCAUUUUACGAAAUAACAUUUGUCCUGACGUGUGUCGCGACCGCUUUUUCCGCCAUUAAUCAGACUGGCUACAUUGUGCUCUUCGUCACGCUCAUCUGUCACGAGCUGGGACACUUCUACGCAAUCACGGAAGCACUGGACGAGAUUCAUACAAUCUUGAUAGAGAACGAACGUUCUCGAAAUAAUGUUGGCGAAGAAAGAGAAAGGGAGUCAGUCGACGAAUUGAUAAUGUUCUGCGUGAAACAUCACCAGUUUCUAAUGCACUACCACGCCAAGAUACGGGAGUUAUACAAAAUGAUAUUUGGAGCACACUUUCUCAGUAUGACGGUUGUUUUGGUAACAACACUGCAGACUAUGAAUGCAUGGGAUGUGCGGAACACGAUACUGACGGGGGUGACGGGUAUCAUGCCAUUGUUUUUGUAUUGUUUCGGCGGCGAAAUGCUCAUAUCCGCGGGGCUACAAAUGUCCACAUCUGUUUACAGCUGCGGCUGGGAGUUAAUGGAGGCAAAACAAGCGCGUGGAAUUCUCUUGAUGCUUUGUCUAUCGCAGCGCCCCCUGUAUUUAACCGCAGCCGAAAUAUUUGUUAUGAAUAGAGAGACGUUCGGCGAUGUGGCGCAGGUUGUUUACAAAAUAUACGCGGUUUUCAAUUAA